AUGCAUUCUGGAGCCCGAUCACCUGAUUUCAGUGCCACCCUCGACCGGCAGUGGGCCCAUAGAUCACAAUCUCAGCUGGUCGACAGCUCUGAGAUUCCGAAAGCUGUCCAUCCGUUGGCUUCUGGGAGCAUCGGAUCUGCCCCGGGUUCGAGAGCUCACACUCCUUUCGAGCAAAGGAUUCUGCACUUGCCUGCCAAUGCAGAGAACGACUCUGGCUUCUCGCAAGAGCCGGUUCAGGGCUCCGCGGAAGACAACGCAGACGAGCGAAACUCGCAACAGAAAGCGCACGAUGUCAACUGGUCUACGAUAGUCUUGAAGAGAGCUGAUGAUGCAGAGGCCGAGGGGGCUCUUGCCAAGCUGGAGAGGAUGAAGAAGCAAAAAGAUACAACAAGAAGGUGGAUGAAAGGAACGGGCGCCUCACUGCUCGUCAAACAUCGCCGGAAAUCUUCAGAGAGUGUGGAUCUCUCCCUGCCAGAUGCUUCCACGCCUGACCUAUCGGGAGAGCCCGCAGAAGUCACACUUGGCAUUGUAUCACGUCCCGAAUACUCUGUCAUGGGCGUGAGAAAUGCGGCUCAAGAUACCGCUGGAAGAAUCCCAGAUAAGUCACGACUUUCGCUAUCGCUAUCGCGAACACAAUCUCCCCUUGCGGCAGGGACUUCCGAUGCUAUGGGAAGUCGUGCCGGUGAAUCCAGCGUGGGUGCAAAGCCCGGAAUACAAAGCGCCAAGAGCCCUCUGCAGGGUCCUCACUACACCUCAAGUACGUCCGUGGCAUCGCCGGAAGCCAGCACAAGUAGGCUACUAUCGCCCCUCGGAGAGGAGCUCAAAGCUGUAGAAGAAGAGCGACAGGACGAAGAGGUCGGGCGGUCUGCUCGAACGUCUCCUCAACAAGGGCGUGACGAGCCUCGCUCGCGCCCUCGGAUACCCACGCUUCACAUUCAAGAGCCUAGUGAAGCUUCAGCUGAACCUACUUCAUCGCCUUAUGCGCCACCAUCAUCAUCAUCGUCGUCGUCUACGGGUCUUGCUGUAAGACCCGUUGCGGUGCGGAAAGGCCUGAGCCUCGGUGUCGACGGCGCUGGUGUAGCUAUGGAUCGCCACAGCGGCGAUGGCAGUAGCAGCGCCAGUCAACCCGAGUCUUUCCUUGGCGAGCAGAUGUAUGAUGAGCCAGAGGGCGACGAUGACUUCCCCAGACAAGGCCAGCAUCCUUCCGCCCUCGACAGAGACGUGAGAUCGCAGGCUCUGUACGAGAAUGAUACGUCAUCUGACUCAGAUGUAGAGGAGGUGCUCGGAUCAGCAACAGCUCGUAGGGGCACGGCUGAUGAUUCAUCUGAGGAUGAGGCUUCGAUGGCCCAACUCAGCCUGCAGCAUGGUCAACGCGCGAUGGGAGGGCCUUCACGUAGAAAAGUGAAGCGAGAAAUGGUGCCCUCUGCAAACGCACGCCGGGGCACACUCGGACACGUUCGAGCUACUUCUCUGGGUGACCGAGUGACUAGGGGCCUGACCUAUGCUAGCAGCGAGAGUCGCAAUCGUAGAGCUAUGGAAAAGUACACUCCUGCACCCGCUAGAGUGGUCAAGCAAGGCGACAGUCGAUCCACGACCCCCACAUUAGGCGCCCCUUUUGAUCUAUCGACCACGUUCUUCGGCGGUAGCACAACGUCGUUCUCGGAAAGACCUUCGCCUGCAGUCGAAGAGCCUGGCGACCCUCUCUUUACAGGAAGUGGCUAUCAGCAGUCAUUGGCAGAGGCCGCAGCACGGACCCGGGAUACUCCCUUCGGUGGCUACUCCGCACAACGCCUGGAUUCGGAGCGCGGUGCGAAUCGCACCGACAAUGCUUCUCCGCAGCUAGGAUCGUACGCCCUGCACGCCUCCCGAUCCGAAACGCCUCCACUACAAUCGUUGGGAACUGCGGGUCCAGGUUCUGCCCUCGAUCCAAGGCGGGCGUCCAUCUCUUCGAUCACUUCACCUGGGCAAGAGCCUUCUGAUCGAUUCUCCUUUGGCUUGCCUCGUCGUACAGGCACAUUCCGCUCGGUCAGCUUGGCCGGCACAGGGGAGAGAGGAGGUGCACACCCAUCUCAUACACGACUUCCCCGACCUUGGCGACCCCGCCAGCGUCGGAAGUGGAAGCAACACGUGGUAGAAGAAUGUAAGGUGACACCCGACGAGGAGCUGACCGGUGCUGACCCAGAUCAGGAGCUUGACGAUGUUCUCGGUAAUCUCAUCUUGGAGGAGGAUCCCGACCAAGUGCGCGAAAAGUACGACUGGGAUGUCUUGUAUGAAAAUCAGCGCGGGCUUCUCUUCUUUGGCAUUCCGAAGUUUAGCGCUCGAGUGCUGAUGCAAUGGGACCCAGCGCCAUGGACGGAUCGCAAAUUUCAAAAUUCUCCCUACAACAUCGUCAACGCUCAGCUGCCGGACACUAGAUGGGACUGGGUUUAUCCCGAGUGGCUGAUUGACAUGUCUGGAGAUGUUGAUGAAUCGGGCUGGCAGUACUCUGGUAGCUUCGGUCGCAUCCCCAUCUCCAAGAUGAGCAGGUACAUUGGAUUCCAAAUGGCCAAGAGGGCAGGGCGGGUCCCUCAAGGAAGCGCAUCCGGUGAGAUGGAAAUGGAAGGCGUUGAAGCAGCAACACAUCGCAAGCAAGAGAAGCGGAAGCAGAAGGAGCAGACAAGGGAAGAUGAUGGGGUGGAGGCGCUGAAGAGAAGCAUAAAAGCAAGGGGCAACAAAUGGACCGGCCGACCAGAUGGCGCUACUUUUGUCAGACGACGUCGUUGGAUUCGACUCAGGAAACGGCGAGGCCUCGUCCCCGCAGGUUCUCUUCCCAAAGGAGACAGCAGUCGCCAAUCCGCAGAGCCCGUACAGGGCGUCGUUGAAGUAGCUCAUACCAACGGCAACUAUGUCCCCAAGGCAUCUGGCGCCUCUUUAGCGGCUGACUCGACAUCGGAUUCCGGAUCAAGUCUUACCUCUUCCGACGAGGAAGAUGAUUCCUCAUCCGAUGGUGAAAGCGCCUCAGUGGACUCGGACCCUUCAGCUGUCUCGCCACCACAUCGACUGGCGGAACAUCCACGCAAUAGCUCUCACGCCUCCGAUCCCCGCAAAGAAUUGUCACAGGCAAAACGGCAACGGCGCCAUCAGAAGGAGUUCACGGGCACGUUGCGAGAAUUGAAGCAUCUACUUCCUGCCAUACUUGAUCCCAAAGGAGCUUUGCAGCACAGCCUCGACCACCAGUUGAGUGGUCAAGACUUGGCUCUGGGUUGUAUCGAUGCACGGAACCCUUACAUUAGCUGGAAGUUCGUCAAGAAGCGUCUCAAUGAAGAUGACAUGAGCUGGAAGACUACGGCCCUUCGCCAGAGGGAGCGGCAUUACCAGACUAGAAAAUGUGAUGGUUUCAGACUUCCUACACGCAGACGUACAUCAGACGCCAACGGUCGAAGGCAAUUCCCUGCUUCCCUCGGCUCAAGACAUGGCACCACUGAUUCUGUUCGUCAGUCCAAGGGUCCAUACGCUGACGGCACAGGUAACGCUGCACGCCGCAGCUCACAAGCUUCGAUUCCCAUUUUCAGCGCUACCGAUGCCAAUGAAGCGCCUUAUCAAGACAUGUUCGCAGCCAUUGAUGCCUACGAGCUCACCAAAGAUGCGCUGGUCGAUAUCAACUGGGUCAGGGUGAAGAGAGUCUUGAGAGCCUGCAACCUUGAUCGUCAGCGUUUGGAUCUCUGGAGAUUGUGGCUGGGCCUUGACGGCCCGAUUCUGGUGACCUCGGAGCAGUUGCUUGCAGAGGGCGAGACUGCGCUCCAUUUGGCGGCGACGACAGGAAAUUGGACGGCCGCUGAAGAGUUCAUGGGCUCUUAUCAGACUGAUGGUCACGGCAGACGAUCCAGUGUGACCUCACUUGCCGGUCCAUCUACCAAGGCGCCUAGGAGACGUCAUACUUCGCAGCCCCAAUCUUCUCAAAGGGAUCAGAGCUUCAAUAUUCUACCUGAUGCAAACGAUGUCUGGGACCUCCUGGAACGUCGGAUCGAUUCGAUCCUGAUUCUGUUCGAAUUUAAUGGUAGCCGAGCUUAUCUAUUGAAGCUCCUGCUUAGCAUUCACGAUGGUGCUCAUGGUCAACACCGACAUCGUCCCGAGACCUGGUCAUUCCGGGAUGAGGCAGGAAAGCACUAUCAGAGAACCGCACCUCAGGUCCUCGCACCUUGGGCCCAUGGGCCCAGAGGGAAUGGUCACUCUACAGAUCGGAUCGGCCAAAGUAACGGCAACGGUACAGAAGAGGGAGAUUAUCCUGAAAAUCCGUACAACAACGACUGGGUAGCCGGACUAGCGACUCGUCUUCAAUUCUAUUCCGAUGUGCAGGAGAUCGCCACCUCGUUGCAAGAUCACAGUGGGGCAAGAAACAGCUUCAGUCCUCCAAGGCCUGAAGCGACUUCUGCUGGCCUAGGAAUCUCGCCUCGGAACGGGGAGACAGUACCUGUUCGCUUCCGUUCGCCAUUCGCUGAAGCCUCAUCGAAUGCGGAGACCAGCGCCGGACCAAGUUCAGCCAAUGAUGCCACUCCAUCUCCUCCUCACGCCCCUACCAAUACGCGUGGACAGCCAGUCUUGCAUUCCUUGAGGACCAGUCCCUCUGCACUCUUCCAGGCCUCGGGUCGGAAUCAGCAGUCCUCUGCAGACACGGUAAAGGGCAGUAGUGCUGCCGUCAGGUUCGCUCAGAACAUCGGCAGAGAGCCUUCACCCCGGUCACGUUCUCCAGCCCAAGAUCACGCUUCUGACCUCGGGUAUCAUGGUCCAUUCCAAUCGCACUACCAGCUUCAAGCUCCGCGUGUACAGCAGCAGGGGACAUCGCAGCCACAGCCACAGCAGCAGCAGCAGCAGCAGCAGCAGCCAGAACGACCAAAGUCGGCUUCUCGACUGUCUCCCUCUCCACUUGAUAGGCCGGCACGCCAUCGAGGAGUGGGCGUCAAUGGUCCACCUCGCCAGCCCUCGCCCGGCCAACUGGCGAGCCCCACGAGUGCAGUAGCUCGCGCCAAGCAUCCACUCUCGACGAUGAGAAACGCCAGUCCGGACCCUUCUGAAGCUGAAAGCGGGCGUGACAGUGGACGCACUUCUUUGCCACCUUCGCGAUCUUCGACAAUGGGCCCACGCAUGGGCCCUUCUCCAGCGCCUGGAUUGAGGAGAGACACCUUGCCAUCGCCUGGUCAUCUAGAUCCCGUCUUGCAAUCAAACCCAAGCGCUGCUUUCCAAAAAGAGCAACUUCGAAGACUUCUCAUGGGUGGCGGUGUGGAGGAUGUAGAUGCAGAUGCAGAGGAGGUAGAGAGCGAAAUUGGUCGAGGAUCAGGCUGA
Molecule: messenger RNA, 5319 nt
Organism: Microstroma glucosiphilum
Lineage: Eukaryota; Fungi; Basidiomycota; Exobasidiomycetes; Microstromatales; Microstromataceae
Exons: 1
Coding region: 1-5319 (1772 amino acids)
Source: RefSeq, a predicted model, not a curated record